CCACUCAAAAUUAUUGUUGUAAGCGUACGAGAGCUGCACUCCCACGUACCAAAGAAGUUAUUAUAGUUUUAACAUUUAUAGGAUAGAUAGGUACAAAUAUGGCUUCAAAUGAUUUGAAGGUAUCACCCAACACCCAUGACCCAACUGCAAAUGAGGCAACAGAGAUGGUCUGCUAAAUUCGUUGUACUGCUUGCUCGUUCGGUCAUAUCAAGAAUGGCAGUUCCAAGCUCCUCCUCCUCCUCCUGGAUUUCUGGAGGAUCACCCGUUUCUGGUUUCACCUGUUCCUUUGUUGGGUUUUCCAGAAAUUGGCUUAAUCCACUCCCCACCAAAUUGGCAAAGAAUGUGGAGACCCAAGUAAGAUCACUGCCUUCAGUCCAGAGAAGCCAAGUCUUGAGACUGAAGGCUGCAAGCAGUUCCCUUGGAUCGGCACAGGAACACAAGAACUAUAAUUUGAAAGAUGUGGGCGAAAUUGAUGGGGGCCAGGACUUGUUUGUUGAGAUGAAACAGAGGUUUCUUAAUUUUAAGAAGCAGAAAUAUAUAAAGGAGUCGGAGUACUUUCAGACUAUUGCUGAAGCUCAAUACCCAAAGUUUAUGGUGAUUGCUUGUGCAGACUCUAGGGUAUGCCCUUCUAAUGUCCUUGGGUUUCAACCUGGAGAAGCCUUUAUGAUUCGGAAUGUUGCAAAUCUUGUCCCUCCUCUUGAGAAUGGGCCUUCAGAAACUAAUGCUGCUCUUGAGUUUGCAGUAAAUACUCUUGAAGUUGAAAAUAUUUUAGUAAUUGGUCACAGUAGCUGUGGUGGAAUACAAGCCCUUAUGAGCAUGCAAGAUGAUGCAGACUCAAAAAGUUUUCUUCAUAAGUGGGUCGUGAAUGCAAAAGCAGCCAAAUUAAGAGCAGAAGCUGAUGCAGCCCACUAUAGCUUUGACCAGCAGUGCAGACACUGUGAGAAGGAUUCGGUCAACCGUUCGUUAAUGAACUUGCUUACAUACCCGUGGAUAGAAGAUAGAUUCAGAAAAGAGUUGCUCUGUAUUCAUGGUGGGUAUUAUGAUUUUCUGAAUUGUACAUUUGAGAAGUGGACUCUUGAUUUGAAGGGAAGCAGCAUUGAAGAAGGGGGCGCAUUCUCUGUCAAAGAUCAAGCGUUUUGGUGUUGAGUUGUUUGCUACAAGCUGGGAUUGGUUGUUCUACGAUCCAAUUCAAAUUAUGUAACAUAUCUGUCUGUAAAAAGGAAAGUAAAAUCAGGUUCAAUUGUAAAGUUGAUCAUUUUACUUUUACAGGGCCUAGAAUACAGAUAGAUGGAAAAUUAUUAGGUGUCUUAUUUAUUUUUUCAGACUAGCCCCAAAGUUUAUCGAUUACUAUUUCUCCUCA
Juglans regia (Persian walnut) is the source of this 1360-nucleotide messenger RNA. Its product is annotated as beta carbonic anhydrase 5, chloroplastic-like. The transcript has 10 exons. Gene Ontology annotation, molecular function: zinc ion binding; carbonate dehydratase activity. Gene Ontology annotation, biological process: carbon utilization. The coding region runs from base 136 to 1146 and encodes 336 amino acids. The record is from RefSeq and is a predicted model, not a curated record. NCBI's taxonomy places the organism in Eukaryota, Viridiplantae, Streptophyta, Magnoliopsida, Fagales, Juglandaceae.